GACCGCCGCGACGCCGACCAAUCUCCUUCAUUACCCGCCGCAAAAACAAACACUAUAAUUAUCUAAGUGCGAUAAAACGAUACAACGCGUUAUCAUCGAGCGAUAACUAACCACACAGAUAACAGAUAAACUCCGAAGUGGUCGACGCCAGUGCUUGUGCUGUGUAUUAUGUAAAGAUCCAAAAGUAGAUUUCCAAUAAUGACUACCAUGGCUGGACCUCGCAAGACCAUUUCUAUUCACGACUAUCCUGAACACCUGAAUCCGUUCAGGGAAGAGGACAACCACAACAAAAUAAGGUUCUGGACCAUCGGAAGGAAGCUCAGCCGGUCCAAUAGUAUCACCUUCAAGGACCUUAAAAAUUCAUGGAGUUUUCGGUCGUUCAUGAAGAAAGGUAAAAGAGAACCACCAAAGGAAAUAGAAAAGACGAAUCAUCAAGCCAAUGGAGAUCAUUUGGUUGAAUACCGAAAUGCAUUGCAAUACUCGUCAACAUCUGUACCGGCCCAGUCUCGCAACACAGUGGGCUCGCCCGAGCGCGCCGACCGGUACGUGUACGGCGGCUCCGUAACGCCGCUGCCUCGGUCACGCUUUCAGGAGCGACUGCGAAGCCCUAGCAACUACGACGUCAAUUCGCUGAGCGCUACUCCCCGAAUGGCUCGCAGCGAAAUAUCAGGAUCGCGGCACAGCGUAGGAAGCACCAAUCCUUUCGACGAUAAUGAACCGGUAGCACCAGUACGCGCUCCUCGGCGUAAAAAGAAAAGGGCGGCUCCACUACCGCCGGUACCCAGCACCUCCGUCACCGCCGACGACUCAGUCAAUGCAACAACCCAACAGUCUGACUUGGAAACCAGCAGUCACAGUGUAUCAGAAAAAAUUGAAAUCAAUGAAACCGGAACCACAGAUUUAAAUGAUAUACAUUCAAGUAGUCCUAAAGAAAUAAAAGAAAGUAACAAUGUGAUAAUACCCAAUAUCGAAGAAGAAAUUGAAGAUUUAAACUGUAAUAUUGAACUUAAAAUAGUUGAAGACGAGGAAGAUCAACCACGACAAGAUGAUAACAAUUCUAAGAAUGACAAUGACAUCAUUACAGCCACCAGUUUGUCAUCAUUACAAGAAAAAGAUAACGAAAAAGAUAUCACUUCAAAUACAGUAAUAAAAACUGGUUCAGAAGAUGAUAUCUUAGACAAGGUGUCAUUUUCUAAGGUAGAUAUAAUAAAAUACAGAAGAAACUCUAGCGUUAAUGACGACGAUAUACGUCUGCGGCGAGGUAACUUAGAAGAUUUCCAUGCACUUUCAAAUAAACGAAGUAAAAGUUUAACAAAUACUUUAGAUGAUUCUUAUGUGGGUUAUGACAUUAAUUUAAACGAAGAUAAGACGAAGGACGCAAACGAUAACGACGAACCACUGAAAGUUGCCAGAAAACCUAGUAUUGAAACAAUGUCGAGUACAGAACACGAAUUCAUCGAAAUAGAUAGAGCCACACGUGAACUUGAAAGAGAAAUAAGUAAACUUAACUCUGCUCUCACAGAAGAUGAUCUAUCAUUUGAUGUUUCGCGUCGGUCAGUUUCCGACAUGAAACAAUUUUUUGAUAAGAACAAUGCAUCAUCACCUAACCCAAUACCAAAGCCAAGGAGAAGUCACUACGGAGACAAAAAUACCUUAUCGAUAAAUGGUAAUAAUAUAAAUACAUAGAUUUUUCCAUGGCACUGAGAGGGUAAAGAAUAAAAUUAAAGAUAAAUUGGAAAUAUGAUAAUACGAUCUCAAGUUUCUAGGAAUCAUCCAUAGAAGUGCCUUCGUUUUGCCACAAGGUUAUGAAAAAAAAUCAAGUAAUAUUUAUAUUAUAAUAUUAUAUUUGUGAGAGUGCCUUUGUGUCAUCAUAAGGUAAUAACAUAUUUCCUAUUUAAAGUAAUUCAUGUUAGCUGACAGUCUUGAAUCUAGGAGACUGACGGUUUGCCAUAAAAAACAUGUUGUAGUCUUUAUUUGUGAUAAUUGCAUAUAGUGCAAUAAUAUUUCCUAUGUAAUAUUAAUGAUAUAAUGCAUCACUAAAAAUGUAAGAACACUUUUUUUCAUAAUGUAUGUAUAUUGCAAAGUUUUCACAAACAUUUGAAUUUGCUGUAAUUUAUUAUGGUGCAAUAGAGUUAUUGUUUUGUGUUUAUGUAUUAUAUAGAUAGUGUAAAAAAUAUUUUAGAGAAAAGGAUAUUUCCUCAAAAUAUGUAUUUUUAAAGUGAAACACAUUUACUGUUUGUAAUAAAUCUUAAUGUACAUUCUUAUAUGAGAUAAUUAAUAAUUAAAAAAUAUUUUUCCUGCCUUUUUUCUCGGGAAAGUUAUUUAAUUAUAUUCUCAUGAUAAUUGAUGUCAAUAAAUUGAAUGUCAUUUUGUGGAGGAUAAUACAUAAUUAAACAUGCUUUUAUUAACAACGCCACUGGUUCUAUUACAAUGUUACUAUGUUAUCAAAUAUUUUACUUGUUUUAUCACAUACAUCGGAAUUGUUUAAGAAUAUUUUGUUUCUAUAAAGCAAAAACAUGGAAUUUGUAUUUUUUAAGUUUAAUUUAUUGAAUUUGUUCUUUACGGUCAAGGGGACUAUACUCAAUAUAUUCCGAACUUAAAUAUUCUUUUCAAAAGGCUUUUCAAAACUAUCCGGUUCCUUGCAUUUAGGUAUAAAAACAAAUAAAUAAAAGCAAUAAGUGAGUAAACCUUUAGUUAUAUUAUAUGUUUUCAAUGUUAUUUGUAUUUAUUUAUUUUUUAUUAGAAACGUUGGGUUUAGAGUUUAUAGUGUGUCAGUUGCACUGUCGUUGUUGUUUAAUAAAUAUUUAUCAAGUCCUAA
This is a messenger RNA of Amyelois transitella, 2818 nucleotides long. RefSeq lists its product as uncharacterized. The transcript has 5 exons. The record is from RefSeq and is a predicted model, not a curated record. NCBI's taxonomy places the organism in Eukaryota, Metazoa, Arthropoda, Insecta, Lepidoptera, Pyralidae. Bases 199 to 1686 code for a protein of 495 amino acids.